AUGUCGUUCCUUUGGGAUUGGUUCAAUGGGGUUCUCAACCUCCUUGGAUUAGCCAAUAAGAAGGGAAAAUUGGUGUUCCUUGGUCUGGAUAAUGCGGGUAAAACCACGUUACUUCAUAUGUUAAAGGAUGAUCGGAUCGCUCAGCAUGUUCCAACGCUUCAUCCAACUUCUGAGCAAUUGUCGCUUGGUGGAAUCUUGUUCACCACUUUCGAUCUUGGUGGUCACGCUCAAGCUCGCAGAGUGUGGAAAGAUUAUUUCCCAGCUGUCGACGCGAUAGUUUUUCUUGUCGAUGCCGCCGAUCAAGAGCGAAUGGCAGAGACUCGCGCCGAGCUUGAGUCUCUCCUUCAGGAUGAGCAGGUUGCUACUGCUCCAAUUUUGAUUCUUGGAAACAAAAUCGAUAAGCCAAAUGCGCUGAGUGAGGAUCAACUCAAGUGGCAGUUGAACAUACAGCAUUUGUGCACUGGAAAAGGAGACGUUUCGCGCAAUGAGCUUGCUUCGCGACCAAUGGAAGUGUUCAUGGUUUCGGUACUGCGUCGACACGGAUAUGGAGACGGAUUCCGUUGGCUGUCUCAGUACAUCUAA
Messenger RNA from Caenorhabditis bovis, 582 nucleotides. Lineage: Eukaryota; Metazoa; Nematoda; Chromadorea; Rhabditida; Rhabditidae. The record is from the annotation of a GenBank genome assembly.